AUGUUGAUCAUAGAAACUGCUCUUGUGUUGAUUAGGAUUUUGGGCUUUCAAUCUAAUGUUGUACUGUGGGUGUUGUUGAUGAUGACGAUCAGGUGGAUCAGUGACAAGGAAAUGCCCAACGAUAAACGAAGGAUUGUCAUGCUCAAGAAAAAAAGUGGUGACGUGACCCCUUCUACUAGGCCAAAAACUAGGACAAUGACAACUGCAAAUGAAAGAUGGACUGAGAUGUUUCGGGGGAAGGAUCAUGGUUUGCACUCUCUGCUGGUGUGGGUAUUUUUCGUUCGAGGGGUGGUGGCAGUAGGGUAUUUGGUGGUCCCCAUUAAAGCCAGGAUUGUUAGUAGAUCUGGAAUUACUAAGCUACCGGAAGCUCGUGUAAAUGCCAAAGUGAACCCAGAUGGGACAAAGGAGCUGAGCUCUAAUGCUCCACUUGGAAGCCACUUAAGAGAUAAGGGAAUAACAGGACAAACACAAGUGCAAACAGGGGAGGUGGCGAUUGGUGAAAUUCCUCUUGCUGACAUAUCGAGAUCUAGCGGUGAAACUUCAAAAAAGCCGGUAGAUGUUGAUGUGUUGCCAAAAGACAAGCAAAACUGGACAAAGACUCAACCUAACCUGUCGGAGGCCCAGCAAAAACAUCACGAACCUAGAACACCUUUGAACCAGUCCUUAUGCCCCAAAAUGAUGUCUAAGGCUAAAAUUGUUGUGGAGGAGCAAGCUUCUGUUCAAAAUCUGUGCACAGACCAACCAGUCUUGUUUAUAGACAAGGGCAAAGCAAUGACAUUUGUAGUGCUUGAUACUGAAACUGUGGAGACUAAUAAAAAGAGAGCUGCAGACAACCUUUUGGUGCCUGGUACUGGGAUUGAAGGGCAUCCCCAAAUUGACAUUCAAGUCACAUAA
This is a messenger RNA of Ilex paraguariensis (yerba mate), 894 nucleotides long. Lineage: Eukaryota; Viridiplantae; Streptophyta; Magnoliopsida; Aquifoliales; Aquifoliaceae. The record is from the annotation of a GenBank genome assembly.